UUCAGUUCAUUAAUUCAUCAGAAUUAGUUUAGAAUUAAUUGUUCCCAGAAUCCAUCUAAUUUAUAAUAUUUAAUAUUUGAAAUUUUGCGUGUGAUUUGUGAAUGUUUAUUAGGUUUAAAAUUGUAGUGAUUCAGUAAAAUCAAAGGAAGAUGAGGUGAGUAUCCGCUGCUUCUUCUUUUGGUUCAGGCGACUGCUUUUUCUUUUCUUUUUGCAUUCUCAUCUCAACUUUUUACUUCAUAACUAAUUUCUUUACUAAGUACCAAUUUGUCUUUUAUUUUCUAGCAAUUGCACUUUACCUGUUUGACAAUAUGCUUCAAUGAUGGUCUUAACUUUUUUUUUUUUUAAGAAUUCGAUGCUUACCCUUGUUCUAACGCUAGUCCUUAAUGGUCUCGGCUCUCUUUUCUUCUCUUCAAUUGUUGUUCUGGUGUUACUUAUGCACAAGUUAAAUGGAUUUUUUUCUUUCUUUUAUCAGUUUGAGUUGCUGUUUAUUAAUGCUAAACAGACUUGUUAUAAUUACUAUGGCUCGUUCCUCAAAGUUGAACCUUGCAGCUGUUAAAGAUUCUUUCUAGUGUUGUUGAUACUAUAUCAUCUAGUGUAUCUGGAGAUGAAUUGCCAUAUCUAUUGCUUAUCACAAAUCUGCUUUUGCUUAACGGGUCAUUGCUGAAAGCCUGUCUGAAGAGGAAAUUGCAGGACUUCUUCGAUAGGAUUGCCUAUAGAAUUGUUGAUAUUCAAGAAUCUGGUCCUAGCGACCAAACAGAGUUACAUACUAAAAUUCUGGAUUUUCAAGACCCUGGUCCAAGCAACAAGACUGAGGUUCUUAAUUCAACUGUUAACGAUGAAACUUUCCCUCCAGAAACUGAAGGUUUGCAUGACCAUGUUGAUGCUUUUAGCUCAGAAAACCUCCAUCUGCUGUUUACCCACCAUCAACAUGAUGCAUCGGAAUCAAGCAGAUCUUUAAACCAAGGUUUGAGUGAGAAACUAGUUCCUUCCCCAGUUCCGGAGGCAGUCCCUACCAUUUCAGCAGCGUUCAGAAUCCCCUACAUCUGCAUCACGAAAUGCACCUCUGAAAUUUUGGAGACACGGAUUUCAUUUGGCACGCAUCACCUGAACUUGCCUUAAAUUCGCACCAUCUGUUCAGCGGCCAAGUCCAAGGCCAAGAAGUAGAAUGCAGUUUGAUAAGACCACAGUAUUAACUAAUAGAACUGUAAUAGGGUCAUAAAAAAGGCUUGAAGACAAAGGCUGAACAAGCCCUCUAUUUCUUUGGAUAUCUGGAAGUCGAGCAACAUUUUGAGAAAGGAGCAAGUCUUUUUUGAGUCUGCAUUAACUGGGUGAUGAUGUGGAUUAUGAAGGUGUCGUGCACCGUGAUGGCUCCAUUCUCAUGUCAGUUUCGCUAGAUCAGUUAAAGGACCUAUCAACUGUUUUUACUCAACCUUAUUGAGACUUGAGAGAGCUACCACAUGUUGCUGAUAGUAAUUCUCAACUAGCUGUCAAAAGACUUAUCCAUGAGCGUGGAAGUCAUUGCUCCUUUGAUAUCUUGAAACAAGCUGCUAAUAGGAGGUCAUAAUAUGGAAGAAAAUGCUGGAAGAGCUUAUCAUCAAGCUGCAAGUUGAGCUGCUACAGCUAAAGUUGCAGAAAAAGAAAUAUAUGCAAAUGAUGCUCGAAAGAGCAAUGGGAGGAGUUUCAAGCACUUUAUCUCCUAGGCAUAGGCAUUUUGCAACACUGGUGAUUUUACUUUGAAAGGUUGAAUUCCAAUUGAGAGGUUGUUUUUUGGGUUGGAAAGGCUACCUUUUUGGUUCAGUCGCCAUCUUUUGGAUGGGUGUCUCAGCCGGGAACUAAGAGCUGUUCUCUUCCAAAAUUGAAUCAAUCUCCAUGUCGCAAGAUUCUCUCAAGAUCAAACUUACAGUUUCCAUUCAUAAUCAGUAAUUCAGAGACGAUUCCAACAAAAUCAAACGCAGUACGCGAUUCAAGAUAAAAAUCGAGGAAUCACAGCUGAUAUGAGUUUACUAAGUGAUUCAGCAAAAUGACCACUGAAGGCUCUUGUGCACUAUGAUGGAGUAUGGGAUGAGCAUUUUAAUUACUCCAACUACAAGAUGAAAGGAAUACUGAUAAGGGAAAACACAACCUUUGAAGAAAUUAAGGAAUUGAUAGCAGGUAAACUAGAGGUAAACAGUUGGGAAACCAAAAUGGAAAUCAAAUUUCAGUUAAAAAACAACUACCAAACUUUACAAAUUGAAGAUAAUGUCAGCCUGCAAUUCUACAUUGAAAUGAAAAAAGAUGAACCGCGAGUAACCAGUUUUCCAUUAUGUGUUACAACAAACAAAUUUGAAGGUCAGCCACAAAUACAAAAUAUCAACAGUGAAGCUUCUAUUGGAAUUAUUAAAGAACAAUUUGUGGAUACAACGUCUAGUAGUGGCACAGCAAUUGAUAUUAUAAAAUAUGCAGAAAUAUUAUACAACCAGACAAGAAAAGAAGAUGAGGAAGCUGAAAGUAAACCACAAGAAAUCAACAUCGUCACUGAUCCAAAAAUAACAGAAAUCUAUGUUGGACAGAUCUUCAAAGACAAAGAAACUAUGAAGACAAGUUUCUGUUUCUACACGAUUGCUAACCAAUUUCAGUAUAAAGUUAGUAAGUCUUGCAAAAGAGAAUAUAUAGUCAUUUGCAUUGAUGAAGAUUGCAGGUGGACAGUGAGAGCUUCAAGAGAUGGAAAGACAAAUAUGUUUGUGAUUAGAAGAAUGAUAAACAUCCACACAUGCCCACCAAAUAUAAGAAUGGAUGACAAAAGGCAAGCAACAGCUUCAAUAAUAGGGGAACAUAUAAAAAUGAAGUUCUUGGAUAUAAAAACAAUCUAUACUCCAGCUGAUAUUCAGAGAGAUUUUGGGAUUGUUUUGAGUUACAAUAGGGCAUGGAGGUCAAAAGUAAAGGCACUAAACCAAAUUAGAGGUAGUCCGCGCGACUCGUAUUCAAUUUUGCCUGGAUAUUUGCACAUGCUUCUACAAACUAAUCCAGGGUCAGUUGUAGAUCUUCAUACAACUGAUGAAAACAAAUUUGAAUAUAUGUUUAUGGCUCUAGAUGCUUCUAUUAAAGGUUGGAGAUACUGUAGACCAAUAAUUGUAGUAGAUGGAACAUUUUUGAAGUCGAACUACGGUGGAACAUUAAUAACAGCAAGUACACAAGACGGAAAUGGUAAGAUUUUCCCCCUUGCUUUUGCAGUUGUUGAUUCCGAAAAUGAUGAUUCCUGGGAAUAUAUUUUUUUUAAAUUGAAAGAAGCAUUUGGUGGAAGAAAUGGGCUAUGUAUUGUUUCAGAUAGGCAUUUGAGUAUAUUGAAUGGGGUCAAAAAGGUUUUUCCUGAAGCAAGUCAUGCAAUAUGUAUGUACCAUUUGCUAAGUAACAUCAAAUCAAAGUUCAAACACGAUCCGGAUACAUUGAGAGACUGUUUCUAUGGAGCUGCAAGAUCAUACACAACUAAGGGAUUUGACUACUACAUGAAAGAGCUUGAUGCCAUUAAUGCCGGAAUUCGAAAGUACCUAACAGAUAUUGGGAUCGAGAAGUGGGCAAGAGCACAUUGUAAAGCUAAUAGGUACUCGACAAUGACAUCGAAUAUCGCCGAGUCUUUGAAUGCAGCAAUCAAAGCAGCUAGGGAAUUACCAAUAACAACGCUCCUUGAAAGUUUGAGGCGUUUGAUGCAAGAAUGGAGUUAUGCUAACAGAAAUAUUGCAAUUUGUACAUUUACUAAGCUGACAAACAAAGCAGAACAUGAACUCAGAAAUCACUAUGCAUCAUCUUUAAGAAUGAAGAUUUCAAUUGGAUGAAAUGCCAUGUCCACAUGCUAUUGUUAUAUUAAGCAAACUACACCAAGAACCAUAUCAAUACUGCUCAGACUUUUUCACUAAAGAAAAUAUGCUUGCCACAUAUGAAGGAGUUGUCUAUCCAAUGCCUAGCCAAAAUAAUUGGGAUUUACCUGCCAAUGUUGAAAGUAUGGAAGUUCUUCCGCCAAUAGGAGCAAUUCCAGCAGGAAGACCAAAGAAAAGAAGAAUCACGGCACCAAAUGAAAUAAAGAAGACAAAUCAGUGUGGAAGAUGCAAACAAAGAGGACAUAAUAAGAAGACAUGUAAAAAUAUACCAAAAUAAUAAAAUUUAGUUUUCAAAUACAUUUCCUAAAUACAUUGAUUAAAUGAUUUGUAAUUCAUUGAA
Mercurialis annua (annual mercury) is the source of this 4191-nucleotide messenger RNA. RefSeq lists its product as uncharacterized. Bases 2091 to 3809 code for a protein of 572 amino acids. Lineage: Eukaryota; Viridiplantae; Streptophyta; Magnoliopsida; Malpighiales; Euphorbiaceae. The transcript is spliced from 12 exons. The record is from RefSeq and is a predicted model, not a curated record.